AUGACCGAUGAAGUCAAGACCACCGAGGCCCAGGUCCAGGGGAAGAAGAAGAAGUCCCAGGCCUAUUUCAUAGAAGCUGCAGCUGAAGCCACCAAGGCAGCUACUGAGCCCAACCAAGAGUUCCCAGCAACCACAACCGUCCCCCCUUACCCCCACCACCACUACCCUGAAAGUCUUGAGGUGGGUCUUUUGUCCAGUGAUAAAGGCGAGGAAAUGAAGGAAGCUGAGGUCGAGGUUGGUUUGGGUUCGGCCGAUAUGAAUCUCCCCUUUCGGGUAAAACAUCCGUUUGAGUAG
Penicillium hordei is the source of this 294-nucleotide messenger RNA. RefSeq lists its product as uncharacterized. NCBI's taxonomy places the organism in Eukaryota, Fungi, Ascomycota, Eurotiomycetes, Eurotiales, Aspergillaceae. Bases 1 to 294 code for a protein of 97 amino acids. The record is from RefSeq and is a predicted model, not a curated record. The transcript is spliced from 2 exons.